This is a messenger RNA of Macrobrachium nipponense, 8536 nucleotides long. Its product is annotated as mucin-2-like. The record is from RefSeq and is a predicted model, not a curated record. The coding region runs from base 41 to 5983 and encodes 1980 amino acids. The transcript is spliced from 11 exons. Lineage: Eukaryota; Metazoa; Arthropoda; Malacostraca; Decapoda; Palaemonidae.
AAUAGAUGACGACAUCCGAAUCGAACCAACACCGGUGUUGAUGGUUGGCCCAUCGUCCAGCCAAAUUGUAGGCUUCAUCAGAUUCCCGUUAGAUGGCAGCAGCAGCAGCAGAAGGCACAGAGAGCAUGACACCCAAGAGGAGAUCGAAGGCAGUGGCUUCGGGAGGACGAAAAGGGAUUACAGUUUGGAGGAUUUCUUAGUCUGGAUGGCCUCCGGUGAUGGAUCCACCGAAGAAUGGCAACAUCGCCCAAGAGACACUUCCUGGAUGAGAAGAGAAGUUACCACAACCACUGUCUAUCUUACCACUACCGUCUACACGACAGUAUUGCCUGCCCCAUUUACACCAUCCACUUUCACCACUUCAACUGUCAACAACCCUUCCAUCAUUAUCCAACCCUCUGCAGUCACCCCUAUUGUUGCUCCACCUACGAAGUAUCCAGACUAUAUUCCUGAGUCAGCUAAUUCAGUUCAUAUCAUAGACAAAGGAGGCAAAAAUCUAGACGACAGUUUCAGUUCGACAGCGACCACCACUGGACUCCCGAGCAAAGGAGACAACACAAACCCAGCUCUCCAAGAACGCCCACAGAGCGACUAUGCCUCUUCGCACAACAGUGGGAAUGUCAUUCCUGGGUUGCCUACAUCUAAGGGCCAGACUGCAGACAAACAAGAAAAAACAAGUUUCAUUACAAUUACAAAAACAGUUACUGCACCUCCGACGGGAGUUCAUGUAAACAGACCAGUAAUUCUCACCACUACUUCAUCCUCAGAAGAAUCACAGUACGACAUAACGGAUCUGAUUCAUACAUCUCUGGAGUACCCGGGCCCGUCAGCUACACUAACCACCUCAUCUGUAACCCCCACUCCAGUUCAUGUAACUGAAUCUAUGCUAAAUACGUUAAGUCCAACAUCACAAAAUUUACAUGACUGUUCUACAAACAUUGCUCAGCCAACACUAAGUGAUAGCUUUGUUCCUGUGACACCAACUGCAGUAUUCAGCUCAACGAAAGAUGAUGAUUAUUACACAGGAAGAGAAACUCCAAUGUUGAUAGUUCCUAGUUCAACAUCAUCCUCACCUGAGCAGGAGAUUAACACUGAGUUUAACACAGUACCCUUCUCUGCAGCAGCUAGUUCUGAUCCUGAAGGUUCUAUAGUAAACACAACCCAGGCAGUAAGUGGCACAGUAGAUACCAAUUAUAGCACAUAUGCAACAGACAAGCCCACUACCACUCCAUCUAAAGACGUCAGUUUCAAUGAUAGCAAAGUUUCAGAUACCACAACUGAGGGAGUAAUGUUCAGUCCUGAUGAAGAGAUUCCACAUGGUAACAUGACCAGUUUUACCACUCAUUCGACUAUUUUCUCAUAUGGUUUCAACAUUACAGAAAACCCUGCAACUCCAAUGACUGGGGUAACAGAGAGUACCAUACCUGCAAAGGAUGAAGUGGAAAAUGACCUUAAUAGUACUGAUAUAGUGGGAUCAACCCUUUUCUCAGCAACAGAUCCCACUAGUACUGAUAAAAUACUUGAGACAGAAUUAAAUACUUUGCUCUCAGAGGAGUCUGCUACAAGUUUUGUAACCAGUACAUUCAUAUCUCUUAUUGAUGAAGAAGAAACAACUGUUACUAAAACAGAGGACUUGCAUCAAACAAACCCGAGUACAGUGUAUACCCAGACACACUCAGUUGUUACAAGUUCUGAAGGAAUGAGCGAUGUAUCUUUAUAUGGUAAUGAGUAUGACUUUUCCACAGAAACUGGCUUCUACAGCACUACAGAAGCUCCUGUGUACACUUUCCUUGUGCCAAAUUCCAGUAGCGUCUUUCCCUCAUAUCAAAGUGGACUUUCAGAAACACCAAUAUUCAUAACUUCAACAGCAGGUGUGGAUGUUGUAGAUCCUGCACCUAUUGAUGCUGACGGUGAAAGUGAGGCUGAAUCAGACAAAACAACUACUGCAACAUCUAGUGAUUAUUAUAGUACAUUGUUUCCCACAGAUUUUACAGUGGAACUUGAUGGCCAAAUGUCUGAAGAAUCGACUCCAUCACCUUUCACUACAAGCACUACACUACAGUUCAGUCUGGAUGUAAAUGAUACUUCUACAGAGAGUAGUUUUGACUCUACUAAUACCACAAUAGGAGAACCUGAUUUAACUACAAACAGCAAUAAUCUUACUGGUGUAGAGGAUACAGACACUGAUGCAGACACUGGCAGUGGUGAUUUUAUAGUUCCUCAACUAGAAAGUGAUGUAACAAGCAGCACAAUUUCAAGUGAAUUUGGUUUGGGAGAGGAGUUAAAUAGAACAGGUACAGUAAAUGGAACUUUGGGGCAAUAUCCUGAGACUGAAUAUAGAACAACUGUUCUAAUAUCCCCAACUGCAACCACCAAAUCUCACAUAUCUUCUGGUAUAGAGGCAUCAUUAUCAGUUGUAUUAUUACCUGGGCACAGUGAUCAUGUAACUCAGCCUUUUGAUAUCAUUACACCAAGUGCAUUACCAAGUUUACCAUAUCCUGGUGAUAGCUCCUCUGCAAAUGUCUCUGAUUAUGGAAGUGAAAAUUUUGUGCCAAGCACUGUGAAUGUCACAAUUUCUUCAAGACCUGAGCACCAGUCUUCAGUGCCUCUAACUACUGUGCAAUAUGAAACAUCAAGUGUUAAUGUUCAAGGCAGUCCUUCAGUUUAUCCAACACUACAGCCUUCCCCUGGGUCUUCAGAGGAAACUGAUACUAGUGUUCUAACUUCGACUGCCGCUUUGCCAGGUGACAAAUCAACCACUUUUCAGCCUUCCACGCCAACCUUAUUUCCUAGUGAAGAAUCAAGUUUGUCAGAUUUACCUGAUUAUUCAACGAAAGAAGUGAUAGACCCAAAAUCCACAACAAGUGAAAUGCUCAACUUUACAUCUGAUAUUGUAUCCACUAUUUUCUACUCCCUAACUUCCACUACAUCCUCAAGUUCACCAGGACUUUCUACAACACAAACAUCCCAGAUUACUACUAUAUCGCCUAAUGCUUCAUUGACAACAAACAGUUUUUUAGAAGAGAGUACUCGAGAGAGUUUGUUUCCAGUCACAUCAGAUGUUUCCACUUCUACUAUUACUACUUCUCUAGAGGACUCAGUUAUUGAAACCACUCAAGGAGGUUUGUUAACACCUAGCAUUGAUAGUACUGUUAUUCCAAAGAUGACAACUACUUUAACAACAGGAGCCCAGCCCAGCCCUCCCAGUCCUAGCAAUAAUGCCACAGUUCCUCUAGAUCAAAGGUAUUGGGUUAGGACCGUGUUGCAAGACUGUCCAAAAGAAGAAGACACUAUUACAUCUUGGUCUCGCAUUCAAACUAAGUUAACAGAAGCCUAUCAGCUUGCAUUCAAGCGUAGUGCUGAGGCUCUGAAAUAUAAAAGUACCUUAAACCAAAAAGGUGGUAUCGGGUCAGGGAACCAAGUUACAACAACAGAAUCAACAGUCAAAGCGACAAUCAGUCCAACAACUGUGAACCCUUAUGAAAAUUACACAACAAUCAUUGGCAGACGGAGGAGAGAAGUCAUCCCAGAUAUUCGCAAGUCAACAAUACCUUGGCAUCUUUCCCAAAAUGCAAUUAUUCCCAGUCCUCUAGUAUACAAAAUGUCAACAGGACUAAAAAAGGAUGAAGAGAUAGUUUCACUUAAGAACAGAGAAAUUAAACAAUUAGAUUUUACCAAUCAAGUGGAAAAACAUAAAUCAAGGUUUCCAACCUUCCUGAAUAGUAUCAGAAUCAAGCGCUAUGAAUCUGAAGGGAAAGUAGCUAGAAAGUCAAAGUCUUUAGAUCAAGCAACUGUCACAAAUCCUUUCCUGUCAUCUCGAACUCUCAAAGCAACUCUGUCUUACUCUCCAAGCGUUCCCGUUACUUUUGUUGGUUAUCCAACACAAAGGACUUUCCCUACUCAGUACAGUCGAAUGAGACGUGCAGUACCCGACGACAUAAGCGUUAGGCUUCAUAACGUUACCUACGACAACAUUACAGAUGUGACGGAGCUUGUUUACACAGUUUUUGAAGGAGAAUGGCCCAUCUUAGCUUCUGAAGCCGUCGGGAAUAUGUCAACAAUAGACGACAUGGAAAUGGCGGUGCUUCUUGAUCAAGUUGUAGUUAUAAAAGCAGAAGAAUAUUUAUCUUCAUCGCCCUUACCGGACCAACAGCAGGAUGUGUACAUCAUCAUAGGAGGUGUCGUUGGUGGAGUAAUGCUUCUAGUUUUUGUGUUAUGGUGUGCUAUGUUCCUGUAUAAACGGAAGGCCAGAGAGGAAGAAACGUUACAACCAGACUCUCAGGAGGUCACACCCAGGAGUCAGCUGAGUACCAAUGCCUACCUGGGUCACGUUAACCUUGGUUACUCGGACCCCAGAGAUGAAAAGGCGGAAGCGGCUCCGAUACCCUCGACGUCCCAACCCGUGGAUGACGAUCCAGGCAGGUCCUCGCCCUCGGGAUCCCACGACCACCUCAUCCGGCCCAGACAAGGGCCCUCUCACGGCUCCGCCAGCAAACUCGACCAGCAUUUCUACAGGAGGAGAGGCCGAGGCGACGCAGCAGGAGACAGGAGCAGCGGCAACACUUCAAGAGAAGGUUCCGUCAGAGACGAGGAAGACUACGCAACCUCGGAAGAAGAAGAAGAGGAAGAGGAUGAUAAUGAAGCAACCACGCUGCGACGUCCGAAAAGCAGCGUCCCUUGGAAGAAGAGCGGCCGCCUGACCAUGGACGAGCACGUGUACAGUUCUCCGAAGCCCAUCAGCUCCCAGGACUUGACGGGUCCUUCUGCCACUUCCCGGUACGAAACGACGCACUCUGAAAUGAGUUCGAGCGACCCCACUCAACAGCUGAUGGCCAACAUCCUCCACGGGGCUCAGAUUUUCACCAGCAAGGACCAGGGGUCGCUAUUCUUGCCACCGCCCCUCCUGCCCCCUCCCAAAGGUUUUGGGAAGUCCCAAGACCCUCCUUUCAUCCCGGGGACGUCCCUGCCGCGCUUCCUCCCGCCCCCGAGGCCGCUCAAGAACUUGGAGAGUGUUGUGGACGGAGGGAAGCGAAGGAUACCGUCGCAGAUCGACGCUUAUGCGUACGACCCCGAGGCGCCGCCCAUUCCGCCCAGGAAUUACACCCGAGAGGAAGCGGGGCUGCCGCCCCUUGGCGAAGGAGGGUCUCCUCCACGGCCUCCAAUGAGAGACGCCGAAGUCGAGGCUCGGAUUGAGAGCGAGGUUGUUGUGGCGUCUUCUUCUAAUGAGGAUCGAUUGAGGCGCCCCUCCGAGUCCUCUUCCCACGUGUCAGAUUCCGGAAUGUCGGAGAGCAGCAUGCCUAACGUAGGGCGCCUGCGCCGUCGCUUCCACGAUCUGCUAGACGAUGCCUUUUCCUUACUGAGCGGUCAACGCCCGGGAGAUAAGGUCACCCCACUAACCACUCCGACGAUGUCACGCAAAACUCGAUCCAAAUCUGCUGCUGUGCCUCAAGGCCGGACGCGGCCUGCAGGCCUAUUCCAAGAGGAACUGGACGAUGCGAUUGCAGGUCGUCCUUGGUCGGCAGCGGCCGUUCAGUCUGCGGUGCCCGGCUGGAAGGAAGCUCAAGUUGCUGUCGGUGUGAUCCCACUGGAACAAAGCAAGUCGCCCAGAUCAGCCUGGGGAGACUCUGGCCGGCCGGGCACGAGCUUUGGCAGGCCGAGUAGCGUUCCUUCAGGAGCCAGUCGCCCUAGCAGCGUCGUUGCCGGGGCAGGGCGGCCCAGCAGUGGCCCUUCGGGCACGUGUCGUCCGGGGAGUGGACGAAGUGGCAGAAGCAUUACCCCUGUUAAUAUGCCCCCGUUGAGUCCAGAAGCUGGUGGAAGGAGGCUGUCGACCACCAUCACUAAUGUACAAAGCAGAGCUGGCGAACCAAUAGACCCGGACACGGGUCUCAGAGCAUCCGACCCAGCAGUGCCACUCAUCCGGGCCAUCAAGGAAGAACUGAAGCGCUUCAAGAGCAGCGUCAGCACAGACACGUCCAAUGCUUGAGCGGAGCGCCCCUGGCAGUGAGCGGCAAGACCUAAGGAAGGAGGAGUGUGGUAGAAUAUUCACUCUGCUGAUAUUGUCCGGUAGUGGCCGCAAAGGAGAAAAUUGCCCACGGCAGAAUGUGAGAUGAGAGUGAAGUGCAUAAGGCCACAUUCACGCAGGUUUCACCUGAACUUUGCAAAGAAAAAUUCUGACUGCAGAACUGAGAGUUUAAUCUCGAAUUAACUACUAUUGUGCGUCACAAAAUAAGAUGUGCUUGGUGUAAUUCAUUUUUUGUGAUUUUGUUCUUUGUAGAAACAACAGAGUUUGAUUGAAGGUUCUUGGUUGUGUGUAUAUUUCUUUUCAGACUUUUUACCAGUCAUGUCAUUCGUGAUAGUUUCGUGACCUAAAGGAGGUCCUCGAGAACUGAAGGAGUUUAUGAGGACCAAUUUGUUGAAAUGGACGCCUCUGAGGUGAGACAUCAAAACUGAAAGGAACAAAUUCUUGUAUAUUUUUCUUUUCCAAUGAGCAGAAUUUUAUCGAAGGCUUCAGAAAAACAUAAUUAUACUUAUAUAUAUUUUUGGAAAAAUGUGAAAACGGGAAAUUUUCUGUACGAUGGCACGUGAAUAUGUCUGUCAUUUACAAAAUAUGUAAAGUUUUCUCUUUUUUAUUUUCGUAUAUACUUUCAGGAAUAGGCCACGUUGUGCAUAGAUUCUUUAUUUAAGAGAUGUUCCGGGUAGCUAACUGUUAAAAAAAGGACACUGAUAUACGCAGUAUAUCAAAGUAAAUUACGAAAACUAAAAUGACUACAAGAUAAGAACUAAAUGAUCAGAUGCGCCCAUUUUGCGAACGAUGGCAUGAAUCUGCCCAAUAGGUUGUUUAUGGUACCAAAUAAAACAGAUGAAUCUUUGGAAGCGAAGCAAUUCCGUAUUAAGUUUGUGCUCUGAACAGAGCGACCAUUAAUCUGUCAUUUGCCUACAUUUCAUGCUUAGUUCAUUACUUAGAUUUUUUAUCAUAUUAUGUGCCUAAUACGUAGAAUGAAUCAUAAAUCACUGCAUUUAACGAUUUAUGUGCCAAAUACUGUGUAGAAUUUAUUUAAUUCUAUAGAAUGUCAGCAAUAUAUUGUUGAUAUUCUUGUUUAGUCUACAGUCAAUAAAGGCACUGGUAUAUUUAUGAAUGUACACAAGCUUCAUUUGGAAUGACAGUUGUACAAAAAACAAAAGAUGUCAUUCAAUCGAUGUGAUCUGUCUUGCAACUUAUAGGUUUUCCAAGGGACCAGGUUAUGAUUUGUGAUUUUGUAUUGUUUUUAAGUUAGAUUAGGCCUUAGGAUUUCUCAUUCGAAGCGCCGCAAAUGAAGCAAAAUAGCUAAAGAGGACAUUAAAAGAGGUUGGUUAUUCCUUCGGUAUUUCGGAGGACAGGGAAAAGGCCGACGUCUCAUUUGCUUCAUUUAUGUGUUUUUCAUCAUUCUGGCCUUUCCUUUUCCUCUACUGUCGUCGUGGGGCGUCCACAUCAGGCUUCUCAUCCAGAGGCCGGCUUAAUUAAUCUAGGCAACCAACCUUUCGUUUACUCUCCAUUCUUACGUCCUUUUUCCGCUGACACACCAUCAGCCAACAAGCGAGAUAGGAAGGCGAGGGAUGUUCUGAGGCAAUGUUAUGGUGUCAGUCUUCUAAAGGAGACAGGCUCUCGGUUUCCCUUCGAUUGUGGGCACCUUUGGAAUCUGUGCCAGUGUUUUGUGUUUACUUUUAAAAGUGGAGAAGACUCUCCUGAUGAAUGAACAGAGAAUCAAAUAUUGUGAGCACUUUCUAGAAGCGCUCUUAAGGUAAUAGAUCACUAACAGACCAACUUUCAACUGCCAACGGACUUCCAAAAAUGCUUCUUUUUUCUUCAGCAUGUCUACCAUAUUUCGCGUAAUCAUGAUUUCUGUCAUCAAAGUGUGCCAUCAUUUCCAUUUAUUUGACUUUUGUCAAUGGAGUGCGGAGGCCAAUGUGAAUGACUAGAAACGUGUUUCGUCUGUGUCUGAGACGUCGGUUAAAAUUGCACUGAUAGUUUGUGAAUGGUAAGAUUUUUUUUUUUUGUAAUAGGUUACAAUGUUCUAAUAUUCAAAGAGAUCUACCUGCUUGUAUCUAUACCAUCUGACUUGUCUAUUUUGCAUCCUGAUUUUUCACUCUCACAUGCCGAGUAACUUUCAUGUCAGUGAACAUUUCAAAUGUGCAAUUUCAAAUUCGGCUUUCAUUGUGUCAAAGAGACAUUUGUCAACAUGACGUUUAAUUAUACAGGAGUAUAAUAAAACGUCAUCCUUGUAUUUGUGCUAAUCUUUGUAUUGGUAACUUACGGUUCUGGGACAACUUUUAAUACCUAUUUCUGUGCUGAAAACGACUAUCUUCAUGUGCAAUGCUGCACCGUCACUGAAAUUGUCUUUUUUAAAUUGCAAUUCAGGCACAAUUACAAGUACAUAAAAAACGACUUCCAUGUCAGCAGGUCUAGGAUCAUAGCUGAUUGCUGACGUCUUAAUUUCCCAGUCUGAUAUUUUUCCUAUUUUUAGGUGUGUUAGGUUCUCUCUCUCUCUCUCUCUCUCUC